Messenger RNA from Metarhizium brunneum ARSEF 3297, 252 nucleotides. It is a transcript of the gene LSM6, whose product is annotated as U6 snRNA-associated Sm-like protein LSm6. Lineage: Eukaryota; Fungi; Ascomycota; Sordariomycetes; Hypocreales; Clavicipitaceae. The record is from RefSeq and is a predicted model, not a curated record. Gene Ontology annotation, molecular function: RNA binding. Gene Ontology annotation, cellular component: U6 snRNP; U4/U6 x U5 tri-snRNP complex; P-body. Gene Ontology annotation, biological process: maturation of SSU-rRNA; mRNA splicing, via spliceosome.
AUGUCUUCGGCAGAGAACGGCAGCAUUUCACAGGGCGAGGGCAAGGACCCGUCUAGCUUCCUGAGCGACAUCAUCGGCAAUCCUGUCAUUGUUAAACUCAACUCUGGCGUCGUCUACAAGGGUGAAUUGCAAUCAGUGGACGGCUACAUGAACAUUGCGCUAGAGAAGACGGAGGAGUAUAUCAACGGCAAGAAGCGUAGGGAUUACGGAGAUGCAUUCGUGCGAGGAAACAAUGGUGGGUGCAUCUUAUAG